UAUCAUUAAAAGGUUUCUUUGAAUUUGAUGUGUAAAUUUGAUUAAAUUGUGGAAUGUUUCUUGCAUAUUCGAUGACAAGGAACAAAAUCAUGCGGCGCAAUCUCAAAGACGCUACGUAUUAGAGGUCACGUGAUAUGCUAUCAGGUGACAUCACUGAAGUCGAGGAUUUCCUGCAGCAAAAUGAUAAACUUGCUCGAGAAAUUAUCGCCCGAAGAAUGUCCUAAACUCGUACACAUGGUGGCAGAUGAAGUGUGCGGGCGACGGGGUCCCAGACGGUCAGAUUACAGUGACCGGUGGAGUUUGACUGAAUGGAUGGAUUUAAUGAAUAGCCUCUCAUCUUUUAUCCGUUUUGCUGUAGGGAGAGGUUGCACAGAUCAAGAGGUUCGGGAGCUACUGAGUGAUUUAGACACGGCACGUACAGAGGCUGUUCUGCAGUGUGUGAGGUCCAGGUUCGAUGAGAUCAGACAUGCUUUGGUGGACAGGACCAAUGCCAUCUCAAGCACACAGCUACAGGACUUCAACUGGCAAAUAAAGCUGGCAUUAUCCAGCGAUAAGCUUUCAGCCUUAAACACUCCUCUGCUAAAUCUCAGUCUGGACUUAAAAGAUAGUGGAACUCAGAGAUCUACAAACAUAGAAAUGAACAAAGAGGAGCUACAAACACUCAUCAGUGCACUCGAGGCAGCUAAUAAGGUGGUACUGCAAUUGAAAUGAAGACACCGACUGGUAUUUUUUUCUGAUGUCUGUAUUGAGACAAUGCCGGCAAACAGGAAUGUACACAAAGACUCUGGAAACGGUAGCUUUGACUCUUGGCUAUUCACACAGAACUCAAAAGACUGUAUUGUUGGCCAGGUGAAAGCUUGGUCAUAAUCGACAAGAAUUGACCGGUUAGAGGUGCCAAAUGAUUUAUAAUCUUUAUUAUAAAGUCAAAUCCAAGGUGCCCAGUCUGCAAUGUGCUCUAAAUCAAGUUCUCUUGAUUUAAUGCCCUCAUUAUUCCCAAUCCCAGGAGGCCUGAGGGUCGUCGGUUUGUGAACACGCUUAACCCUCAAAUAAAGUUGCAGACAUAGUGUUUUGAUUUCUUUCACAGUUGUGUGUGUUCAUAGUAACGCAAGCACAAAAACAGCUCUUCACAUUUCAGUUGGUUUGGUGAGAUUUUAUUUGAAUUCAUUCAAAAUGUCUAUGAUUUAAAAUAAAGUAUCCUUAAGAACAACUGUGCUUACAGUCCUCAAUUCAGAUGCAUACAUACACUCAAAUACAAGCACCUUCUGAAUCUCAUUUAGUCAGUCAAGCAUUCUCCUACGACACACUCGCAUCGGAGUGCACAAACCACAGGUUUAAGUGCAAUUACAGAAAUCGUACAUGGCUAAUGGUUUGUAAUAGGAUAGUGUUCAAAAAUACGCUUAGGAUAGGUUUGCUUUUUGUUUGGUUGUUUUUGGCAUUUGCUGUUGUAGGCCAAAACACCUUGCAUUAGUGAUAAAUGGUCUAUCAAGUUUGUUGUAGUUUCAUGUGUACGUGUUUUGUGUAUUCAUGCUAAAGCGAAUUUGAAUAUGCUUUGUUUAUACAUUUCCAUUCUCAAGAUGUCUUUGAUUAGUUUAAAUGGAGAGUCUCACAAUGUUGCUUCACUUUUGAUCGAUAACCAAGAAGAUUAUCUUCCAGGCAGCUUGUCACUGAAAUAUUAGUGUUUGCACAGCAAGCGACUUAUUUACAUGCCACUUUAUGUAAUUAUAUAGCUGAUGAUGAUAUCAAUAUCAAUGCAGGGCAUUACAAAAGCCCUUGAAAGUACCCUUAUGUUUGAUUACGUUAUUGUGCUUCCCCUGCGUAAUCAUCGUUCUCUGUAAAAAUGGAAAUUCGCUCAGAAUAAUUUGACUCUUCUGUUGUAUGUGAAACCCUGUAAAAAGAACUGUCUUAGAAUGCACAGGUUCAGCCAUAAAGACAAAAACAACAAAUUGGUUGUUAUUUCCUGUCAACUAUUAUUUUGGUUAGUGUCGUUAAUACAUAACAAACAACAUAGUGAAUGUUUAAAGCUAAACGCAUGUGCAUACAGAAAAUACACAAAAUUCCUACACUAUAUAAAUAGUUAUAUAUCAACAUAUGAUUCCCAUAUUUAGGUCAGAUUAUUAGUGUCAGGAAGAUAAAUUGCAAUGCCUGUUUACAGUAAAGCCUUAGAUUGGAUCAAAGGGAACAAACAAAAGGAGGCCAUGUAUUAUAUUUCUAAAUUCUCUUUUCUUGUAACUCUUGCUAUCCAUACUGGGCUUUAAAGUAGUAAAGUCAACCGCCACUUUAAAUGAAAUGAUUAGCAGGUGGUUCUUGGGUUUAUAAAAAGGAGCACAAAACCAUGAUGACAUCAUUUUUCUUUCCUGAUAUGUUGUAAUGUACAAAUUUAUAUACUGUGAGGAAUUGUGAAGUCAAUAAAUUCCUGCUUGUCAUCGUGUUUUGUAUUUUGCUGUAUACUUAUGUUUGGCAUUAGAUUAGCGAGAACUGAUUUUAAGCACAAAAAGUAUGUUAAGCACACAAAGACACUGGCACACAUACACAGAAGAGCUACAUUGUGUGUUAAGGUGUAAUCUUUAGCAAGCCUUGUACAUACGGUAACUCUAUAUAUAGAAGGACUUUUCUGGGUUUAAUACAAGAUAUACAGUAAGGUCAAACUCUAAUAGGUGCUAUAAUGUUGACUACAAAAAAAUAUUUUUUAGGUUUUCUUUAAGCAAACAGUAUGGUUAUAGUUACACUAACAAUGAAGUGGGUUUAAUUAUAGGGUUGGGAAUCGAAAAUCAAUUCCAAUUUGGAAUCGGAAUCGAAAGGCUAGGAAUCAGAUCGGAAUCGAAAGGAAUAGGAAUCGGAUACUUGAGAUUAAAAUUUGAAUUCCUCUUAUCAAUUCCUGUGUGCAUAUUUUCAGAAAAGUACAUGCGUUGCAUCAUCUGCUGAUAUCUCAAUAAAAGCCCUUAUGAAAAUUAUCAAUAUUUUUUACUAUA
Molecule: messenger RNA, 2969 nt
Organism: Triplophysa rosa
Lineage: Eukaryota; Metazoa; Chordata; Actinopteri; Cypriniformes; Nemacheilidae
Gene: commd8
Product: COMM domain containing 8
Exons: 5
Coding region: 181-711 (176 amino acids)
Source: RefSeq, a predicted model, not a curated record